AACCAAGUACAUGUUUGGUUUUGAGAUAACAUAAUAGAAUCUGUUGGACUCGAAAUAUUUUUAUUUCCUUAUUUUCGUCUGUGUUUUCAGGGAGAAGAUGAAGUAUGUGCUUGUAACAGGAGGUGUUGUAAGUGGAUUAGGAAAAGGAAUCACAGCGAGUAGUAUUGGUGUUCUUCUUCAAUCAUGUGGUCUUCGUGUUACUUGUAUCAAGAUAGAUCCUUAUCUAAACUAUGAUGCUGGAACCAUGUCUCCUUAUGAACAUGGAGAAGUGUUUGUCUUAGACGAUGGCAGUGAGGUGGAUCUUGAUCUUGGAAACUAUGAGAGGUUUCUAGAUUGUACAUUAACCAGAGAUAACAAUAUCACUCUUGGAAAGAUUCAACAGCAUGUUAUGGAUAAAGAGAGGAGAGGAGAUUACUUAGGAGCUACUGUUCAGAUUGUUCCUCACGUCACUGAUGCAAUAAAAGAAUGGGUGGAGAGAGUUGCCAUGCUUCCUGUAGAUGGAAAGGAAGGUCCUCCUGAUGUUUGCAUCAUCGAGUUAGGUGGAACUAUAGGAGAUAAUGAAUCUAGACCUUUCACUGAUGCACUUAGCCAAUUAUCAUACAGUGUUGGACCUGAGAAUUUCUGUCUGAUCCAUGUCACCCUCGUGCCUGUGCUCAGUGUUGUUGGUGAACAAAAAACAAAACCUACUCAGCACAGCGUUAGAGAUCUACGAGGAUUGGGCUUGACACCUGAUAUUUUAGCUUGUCGAAGCACACAGGUACUUGAAGAGACUGUAAAAGGAAAGCUAUCUCGAUUUUGCUAUGUUCCGAUCCAGAAUAUCUUCUCUCUCCAUGAUGUUCAUAACAUUGGGCACAUUCCCUUGUUGCUCAAGGAUCAGAAGACUCAUGAAGCAAUCUCAAAAGUUCUGAACCUUGCUAGUAUUGCUAAAGAACCUUCUUUAGAGAAAUGGGCUUCGUUGGUGGAAAUUAGUGACAACUUACAUGUACAAGUGAGAAUAGCUGUCGUUGGGAAAUAUACAGACCUCUCAGAUGCAUAUCUAUCAGUCUUAAAGGCCCUUAUGCAUGCUUCUGUGGCUUUUGGCAAAAAGCUUGUAGUUGAUUUGGUUCCAUUCUCUGAUCUUGAAAUAACCACAAAGAAAGAGAACUCAUGCGCAUACGAGGCUGCCUGGAAGUUACUGAAGGGCGCAAAUGGAGUUCUUCUCCCUGGAGGGUAUGGUGAAAGAGGAAUGGAAGGGAAGAUUCUUGCAGCAAAAUACGCUCGAGAAAACAACAUACCUUUCCUAGGUAUCUGUCUUGGGAUGCAAGUCGCUGUCAUCGAGUUUGCACGCUCAGUUCUCUGCUUGCCCGAUGCAAAUAGCACAGAGUUCAAUCCUGAAACCACACAUCCAUGCAUCGUUUUCAUGACUGAAGGCUCCACGACUCAUAAGGGAGGGACAAUGAGAUUAGGCUCAAGAAGAGCGUACUUCCAUGUCAAAGACAGUAUAUCUGCAAGGCUAUAUGGGAACAAAGAGUUUGUAGAUGAGAGGCAUCGCCAUAGAUACGAGGUGAAUCCUGAUAUGGCUGUAUCCCUAGAGAAGGCAGGUCUCUCAUUUGCUGCAAAAGAUGAGACUAACAAACACAUAGAGAUUGUUGAAGUUCCAGGCCACCCCUUUUUCAUUGGUGCUCAAUUCCAUCCUGAAUACAAAUCUAGACCUGGGAAAGUAUCUCCAUUGUUCUUAGGACUAAUAGCAGCAUCAUGUGGUGAGCUAGAUGCAGUUCUGAGUCCAUUCUCCAUUCAACAAGACAAAAACCAACAUGUGGUACUUGGAACAAGGGUUGAACCAGAAACUGGUUUUUGUAGUGGAACCAACAAGACAUCUCAGAAACAGCGUCUCCUAUGUGGCGGUGUGAGCAAUGGCAGUGGAGGAAAGUUAACGCCAGGGAAACCGGGAAGUGGUGCCGGAGGUGAUGACUGUGACGGUAACGGUAAUGGAAAAAGGGGGAAAUUUCCUGGGAACGGAGGAAAGAGUGACGGUAACGGAGGAACGCCGGUGAAAGACAACCCCGGUGGAAAUAGGUUUUUCAUUUCAUCUGUUGGAUUCUGAUCGUUGAGAUGGCGAGCUGCGGUUGUUUCCGGCGAGAGGUGGAAGAGCAGAAUUAGGGUUAGGGCUAAAGUGGUUACUGAAGAGGUCAUUUGUUUAUGUGUGUUUUUUUCUUCUUCUUGUAUGUUUCUGUCUGUUGCAAUAGUUGAUGUUUAGUAUGAGUGAGUAUAUAUAGGCCUUUUUCACACAACUAAACGAACUUUUUCAUUUAUUUUAAAAUCUAUCAUUAUGUUUUUACCAACCAUGUACCUGCAUAUUGUAAAUUGCAGUAAUUUUAUUGACAAAAUUAAAC
Messenger RNA from Eruca vesicaria subsp. sativa (arugula), 2372 nucleotides. Lineage: Eukaryota; Viridiplantae; Streptophyta; Magnoliopsida; Brassicales; Brassicaceae. The record is from the annotation of a GenBank genome assembly.